UCUUAUCUUACAUAUCGCUGAAGGAGAGCUGUGGUUUUGAUUUUUCAGCGAAAUAUUACUUGUUACUCAUACUUCAGUAACCGUCGAGAUUAGUUGCACAACCAAAGUCAAAGGUUUACUACGUGUCUGCAAUGGCUUUUAAAGCAUUCACAAAAACACAGAUCUAUGAAAAACACGAAGCUCCAAAAGAAAAGGACAAAUUCGGGAUCCAGUGCCUCGAGUGCUUCGAUCGAAAUCUGUAUAUUGGGAGUAAAAAUGCAUCAGUGCAGCACCUGAUCCUACAAAACAGCUCCAGCGGAGACCUGAGUCCUGGUCAGAGCCAAACCAGAGAAGGUAGAGCCAGGAAACUGGGCUCCAGCAACCCAGUCGUCCAACUGAGAGCGGUCCCGCUUUUCAACCACUUGCUUGUCCUGUGGGACCGCGGCGUCACGGCCCUCAACAUGUUCUCCCUGGAGCCGGUUCCUGCCUUGAAGAAGAUCCAGCACGUGUCUCUGUUUGAGGUGUGCGACUCAUUGCUCGCAGCUCGGGCAGGAUGCGUGCAGAUGGUGACCUCCUCCAGCCGCAGGAGAGUGAUCCGCAUCCACGUGGUGGGAGUGGACAGCUGGGAGGUUCUCAAGGAGGUGCCUCUACAGCAGGAUCCCGUGGCCUUGGCAAUAGAUGGCACCAGUCUGUGUGUAGGCACCUGCGACAGGUACCUCCUCUGCGACGUGGAGACCGGGAGCAGAGAGGAGCUCUUUCCUCACAGUCACAACAGGCAGUGUGUCGUUGUUACCUCAGUGGGACGAGGGGAGUUCCUCCUGAAUGGGCCUGAAUCUUUGGGCAUGUUCGUAAUGAAGACGGGGAUUUGCCAGCGCCCUCCCCUGCAGUGGCCUCAGGAGGUGCUGGCAGCCACUGUGUGUUUCCCUUACAUCCUCACCCUGCAGCCCCAAGUGCUGUCUGUCUACAGCAUGUUGGAUCAACGGUGCAAGCAGAGUGUGAGCCUCCAUGGAGGGAAGGGUCUGCUCUCCACAUCAGAUGGCGUGUUGGUGUUCACAGAGCGAGACAUUUUCAGCCUGCGUCUGGUGCCGUUCGAGGAGCAGAUCCAGGCGCUCGUAGGACACGAGAGGGUCGAGGAGGCUUUACUGCUGCUGGACGGGGUUCAGAGCCGUCGUCCACUCGACUCAUACAAGGAGCUGCAGAAGGCCGUCACUUGCCUGGCUGGAUUUGUUCAUUUUUACCAGGAGGGUUUUUCCGAGGCCAGAGAACUAUUCAUUGCAGGCGAGUUGGACCCCAGAGAACUCAUCCUCCUCUACCCAGACAUGAGGUUGUGUCUCGGCAGCAACUUCCAGUCCCAGUUUGAUCAGGGGACACAGAAGGGCAGGGCUCUCCAGGUGCUCUGGCGAGAGGACACAAACAUGUUCCAUCACUACCUGCACUUCCUGGCAGAUUUUCUCCGAGCUGUCAGGGGGACUGGGAGAGACUCAGCGUGCAGUGCGGAGGUGGACUGCGCCCUCCUGAGGCUGUACGUGGUACUGGGAGAUACUGGGAACCUGCAGCAGCUUAUCACUUCUCCUAACGAGUGCAGGCUGGAUCACUGUGUUCCUGCUCUGGAGAAAAACAACAGAUAUUUUGCGUUAGGUUCCCUCUAUCAAAGCCAAGGGAGGCAAACUGAUGCAAUAAAGACUUGGGUAGAUAUUGCAGAGGGCUCCCACCAAGACGACUCUUGCUCAGACGUGUACGGACACAUAGUGCGGACUCUCAGUCAGCUGGACGACAGAGAUAUCGUGAGGAAGUUUGCAGACUGGACUCUGCAACAAAACCAAGAGAAAGGUGUGCAGAUUUUCACCAACCGCCCUCCAGAUGAUCGAUUGGAGACACAAGACGUCUUCGUCCUCUUGGAGAAAUAUCCGCUGGCGUCGGUUUUGUAUCUUGAGUUCCUGAUCCAUGAUUUGAGCUGCGAGGAGGAAAGACAUCACAGCUGUCUGGCCUUGGCAUAUGUUGCUCAGACGCUGCGAGAGGAAGAGGAAGCAGAUUCGAGGUCGACCAGGGGGAAGCUGCAACAUCUGUUAUGGGAAUCCAAAUUCUACGACGUCUCCACUGUAUACGAGAAAGUCAAGUCAACGACCCUGCACGUAGAGACAGCCAUUCUCCUCGGCAGGAGCGGGGAACACUCCCGGGCCCUGCAGGUGCUCGUUCACCGGGAACGAGACCCCCAGGCUGCCGAGGCCUACUGCUGCCGGGCUGCCCAGGGCCACGACGCCCCCUUCAGACAGGCCCUGCUGCUCACCCUGCUCCAAAUCUACCUGAGCUCCGAGGAUCCCACCGGCACUGCGGUGGAUCUGCUGAACGAUAACCCGCGGGCCUUUGCAGCGGAGGAGGUUGUCCAGCUCCUGCCCGACUCCUGGUCUGUUCAGCUCGUCUCCCAGUUCUUAGUGGGAUCCGUGAGGGCAACGCUCCACCAGAGCCGCGUAGUGAAGCUGGAAAAGGCGCUGGCCCGGGUGGAGCUCAUGCGGCACAAGGUCACUUGGAUGCAGGCCUCUAAAGCAAUGUUCAGACUGGACAAGGAGCAGAAGUGUAAGGUCUGUCAGCGAGUCCUUGCCGAGCCCCACUUUGCCUGUGACCUGCACGGCGAUUUGAUGCACGUGGGCUGCACGAUCAACCAGUCUGUUGCCUGUCCGUGCACAUUAUGAGUUCCUCUGCACUCCCGAGAAUCACAUUAAUCUCAAGCCGGUUAAGUGUCUGCUUCUCACCUGAUGAUUUAUCUAGAUUAGACCGUGUCAUCUAAGCAAACUCCCAUCAACGGUUCAAUUCAUGGACCCGGGACCAGACAGUUUCCCUAAUUAGAAAAAAGAAAAUACAUAGUGUAAAUAACUGGUUUUAAAAAAGGCAAAAGAGCACUCGUUGCACUUUUUAAGGGCGGCAUGCCUGAGCUUUUUCCGAGAGACACUGUAGACAGCAAUAGCUAUAAAUUGGAUUGUGGAGGACACUCUGGGACAUACUGUAUAUUCACUGAUCAGACAGUGGUGUUUUACAUGGAAACCACCCGUGGUCGCCCGGAUGACCAGAGAGAAUUUGACCAUCCUCCAGUGCUGUAUAUACGCAUCCCCACCAUCAUGGUUUCCACUGACUGGGUUUAUUUGUCUGCAUGGAGCUGGAAAUAGAAAGUCAACAUGCUGCACGUGAGAUACUUCUGUUUCCAUCCAGCCUGUGCAUUAAUGUACAUUCAAGAGCAAAAGGCAGGUUUUGGAAUGAAAAGUCAAACGGUGCAGAGCUUUGAGUCACUUCUAUUGUGGACGUAUCUCACAUGCAGCCAAAUUACAUCUGGGUGCUUUGCUUGGAAUAUGAAAUCUGAGUCAGUUUUUAUUUUUCGUCCCUGUGUCAUUAUCACAGACGUCUAUUCCCAAUAAUCACACUCGAACUCCAUCGUCCACAUGUAACCAAACUGCAAAUAAAACGUAAUCACAUGUCGUGAGCCGGAUGACAGUUGCAGUGGAGAUAUAUUUGUUUGCGUCUGUCAGAAGGUCGAGACUCGGCGCUAACCCCAACUUUCUCUUUAUACCGAUGCAUUUUGGGACGAGAGCUGCGGAGACGCCUACGGGGGCUGGAGCAGCGACUUGGCUGGACUGCUCAUAGUGUUCUGGGCUGGGGUGAGAGACUAAUUGCAAUGUAGAUAAACAGUGAAUUAUGAGCCCGCUGGAUGGGAUUAUCUCUUUGUGAAGCCUCCGCCAAGAUCUCGUGCUAAUGAGGUUUUUUGUUUCCCACUGAGGGCAAAGGACAAUCAGGAGCUGGGUUCACAUUCCUCAGUGCGGUGAAGCCUUUCGAGGGCAUCACUAGGAUUAAACCUCAUUAUAUUUCUCACCGUAUCAAUUUAACCUGAGUCGUAUAAAUAAAUAGACCCAUGUGCGAGGAAACCUCAAGAAGAAGCUUUUUUUUCUCUGAUGUGGUCGCAGGAGAAUUGCCAUGCACACUCCUCCACACCGCCUCUUUGUAAUUUUGAUAAUCUGCUUCUCAUUCAAUCACGAUCUGAGCGCUCAUGGAGUAAGAGAGUGUGAAGAAAAGCACGAAGCAUCAACUCCUCCCUCGCCUGCAUGAAGGGAGCCUCUCACAGUUUAUAUGGGCCCGCUGUGAGGCCCGCUGUGAGGCCCGCUGUGAGGCCUGCUGCUCUGCGACAGCCUGGGCCUCGGGCCGGUGCCUGGCGACCGCUGGCUGGACCCAAGGGCCCAGGGAGCGUGUCCACUUCUGUCCUCUCUGGAACAUCCUCAGGGAACAUUCGUGUUGUUUUGAACGCUUGAGGUUACGCUGCGCCUCAAAACAUGUUUUUCUCAUCUUUGAUGUUGACCAACAGGCCCGGGUAACCAGAAGGUAAAAAUACGCAGACACAAGAACAAACACACCUCCCAACGUUUGGUGGAAUCGCACAUUAAAUUAAAGUUAAAAUCAUGAGUCCCUGAUGAAUGUAACCCUCCUGAAAACUGGAGCCUGGUGCCUGUGUCAGCCUGGACUCGGAGCACCCUGGGGUGCUGGCCAGAUGGUCAUUUUACACAUGAGUGGAGUGGAUUGGAUGCAAAAGUCAACAGUUGGAGGGAAGUAUGGUGGGUAUCCAGACAUUGGUCUCCCAUUAUAAAUAUCCCCGUCACCACAGAGUCAGUACUAGGACGGAAAAUAGGAACAUUUUCUUCCUGUGCUCGUCUAAAUUUAAGGGGAAAAUGUCUGCUGUCUGGACUGUAGGAUGUAAUUGUUUACAUGUUAACAUAGUUUUACAUGCAGGGAAGGAAGCAGUUAUAUGAGAUGCAUAUGGAGCCUUGUGUGCCUUCAUGGUAUGUAUAUAAAAAAAUAUAUACAUAACGUGGGGGCAUCAGUUUUCUACUUCACUGUGAAUUCACUGAGGAUUGUAUAUAAGUGUGAUUUUGACAUGUUUCAGAUGUCUGCUCCAGAAAAUGAUACAGUACUUGUGUUUAGGCUCAGACACCACAUCUAUAAAGCAUGAUUUAACACAUUGAAUUUUAUAUGCUUUAUAGCAAUGAGUUUUAAUUAGAUCUCUCUGGGAUCAGCCUGACUUUAGGUCACCGUGAGGAGCCUUACAUUUACAUACAUUUUAUAUUUACUUGUAUUUCUUUGUGAAAUAAUGUUUGCAAAUAAAGCGAAUUGUAUUCAUGA
This is a messenger RNA of Platichthys flesus (European flounder), 5136 nucleotides long. RefSeq names its product transforming growth factor-beta receptor-associated protein 1. Bases 132 to 2669 code for a protein of 845 amino acids. Gene Ontology annotation, biological process: intracellular protein transport; autophagy; vesicle-mediated transport. The record is from RefSeq and is a predicted model, not a curated record. The transcript has 11 exons. Lineage: Eukaryota; Metazoa; Chordata; Actinopteri; Pleuronectiformes; Pleuronectidae. Gene Ontology annotation, cellular component: cytoplasm; membrane.